AUGAUUGAAGAGGGUCGUGAGGUUCCAAUACCGCCUUUGUCUAGUGUGGAUAAUAUUGUUGAAGACAGUAGGGUUCUGAGAAAUGGGCGCGUUGUUCCCAUAGUGUUCCCAAAGAAGAUUGGUGCUACAGUAAACAAGGAGGUUCGGACUAAAGAUGCUAGUAUCGCCAAAGAAGUGGAUCAACCCAAUGGGGCUGGUACAAAUGCAGAGUUUGAUGAGAUUCUCAAAUUAAUAAAAAAGAGCGAGUACAAGGUUGUUGACCAACUGAUGCAGACUCCAUCCAAAAUAUCCAUAAUGUCUUUAUUACUAAAUUCUGAGGCCCAUAAAGAUGCAUUAAUGAAGGUCUUAGAACAAGCUUUUGUGGAUUAUGAUGUAACGGUGGGUCAGUGUGGCGGAAUAGUAGGGAACAUCACUGCAUGCAACAACUUGAGUUUCAGUGAUGAAGAGCUCCCAGCAGAAGGAAGGAACCAUAAUCGGGCGCUGCAUAUAUCUGUGAACUGUAAAACCGAUGCUUUGUCAAAUGUGCUGGUGGAUACUGGAUCAUCUUUGAAUGUGUUGUCCAAAACAACUUAUGCCCAACUCGCUUACCAAGACGCACCUUUGAGACGAAGUGGGGUAAUGGUGAAAGCUUUUGAUGGCUCGAGGAAGGAUGUCCUUGGAGAGGUGGUUCUACCUAUCACAGUUGGGCCACAAGUUUUCCAAGUUAAUUUUCAAGUCAUGGACAUUCAAGCUUCGUAUAGUUGCCUACUGGGUCGACCCUGGAUUCACGAGGCAGGGGCUGUCACAUCCACGCUGCAUCAAAAGCUGAAGUUUGUGAAGAAUGGGAAGCUAGUAACUGUAAACGGUGAAGAGGCCUUAUUAGUGAGUCAUUUGUCAUCUUUCUCUUUCAUUGGGGCAGACGAUGUCGAAGGGACACCUUUUCAAGGGUUUACUAUAGAAGAUAAGAAUACCAAGAGGAAUGAAGCCUCUAUCUCGUCUCUGAGAGAUGCUCAGAAGGUCAUACAAGCAGGGGGGUCCACAAGCUGGGGAAAGCUGAUAGAGCUUCCAGAAAACAAGCACCGAGAAGGUUUGGGUUUCUUCCCAUCUACUAGUUUGUCCACAGCAAAGAAAGGCACUUUCCACAGUUCGGGCUUUAUCCAUGCAAUCAUUGAAGAUGAUCCUGAAAGUGUGCCACGAGGUUUUAUAACGCCAGGAGUAUCCAGCCGCAAUUGGGUUGCCGUAGAUGUUCCUUUUGUUGCUCACUUGUCCAAAUUAGAAAUCGACGAACCCGUUGAACAACAUAACCCUAUGAUCUCUCCCAACUUUGAGUUCCCUGUGUAUGAGGCGGAGGAAGAAGAGAAUCAAGAGAUCCCUGACGAAAUCUCUCGACUACUCGAACAGGAGAGGAAGACCAUUCAGCCUUAUGGGGACGAGCUAGAAGUGAUUAACUUGGGCACCAAAGAAGACAAGAAAGAAAUCAAGGUUGGGGCAUCGCUCGAAACAAGUGUUAAACAGCAAGUGAUAGAGCUCCUCAAAGAAUAUGUUGAUGUGUUUGCCUGGUCCUACCAAGAUAUGCCGGGUCUAGACACUGAUAUUGUGGUGCAUCACCUACCUUUGAAACCUGAGUGUCCGCCAGUCAAACAAAAGUUGAGAAGAACACGCCCUGACAUGGCUCUCAAAAUCAAAGAAGAGGUACAGAAACAGAUCGACGCUGGUUUCCUCAUCACAUCAAAUUACCCCCAAUGGUUAGCUAACAUAGUGCCUGUUCCAAAGAAAGAUGGUAAGGUCAGAAUGUGUGUUGACUACCGUGAUUUAAACAAAGCUAGCCCGAAAGACGACUUUCCUUUACCUCAUAUUGACGUGUUGGUUGACAGUACUGCAAAGUCUAAAGUCUUCUCAUUCAUGGAUGGAUUUUCCGGUUAUAAUCAAAUCAAGAUGGCACCCGAAGAUAGAGAGAAAACAUCAUUUAUUACACCUUGGGGCACUUUUUGUUACAAAGUAAUGCCGUUCGGUUUAAUCAAUGCAGGAGCUACUUAUCAGAGGGGUAUGACUACUCUUUUCCAUGAUAUGAUACAUAAAGAGAUUGAGGUCUAUGUGGAUGAUAUGAUAGUCAAGUCGAUUACUGAAGAAGACCAUGUCAAGUAUCUACAGAAGAUGUUCCAGCGCCUGAGGAAGUACAAACUUCGUCUAAAUCCCAACAAAUGCACUUUUGGUGUCAGAUCCGGAAAGCUUCUAGGCUUCAUUGUCAGCCAGAAAGGCAUCGAAGUAGAUCCUGACAAAGUCAAAGCCAUCAGAGAGAUGCCUGCUCCGAGAACAGAAAAAGAAGUAAGGGGUUUUCUUGGACGACUAAAUUACAUCUCCCGGUUCAUUUCUCAUAUGACUGCAACUUGUGGGCCGAUAUUCAAACUACUCCGCAAAGAACAAGGUAUUGUGUGGACCGAAGAUUGCCGGAAGGCUUUUGACAGCAUAAAGAAGUACUUGCUAGAACCACCGAUUCUCAUCCCUCCAGUUGAAGGAAGACCUUUGAUCAUGUACCUAACAGUGCUAGAAAAUUCCAUGGGUUGUGUGCUCGGACAACAAGAUGAAACCGGAAGAAAAGAGCACGCCAUUUAUUAUUUAAGCAAGAAGUUUACUGAAUGUGAAUCUCGCUACUCCAUGCUCGAGAAGACAUGUUGUGCUCUAGCCUGGGCUGCCAAACGCCUCCGUCAUUAUAUGAUUAAUCACGCUACUUGGCUGGUAUCUAAAAUGGAUCCAAUCAAGUAUAUAUUUGAGAAGCCCGCUUUGACAGGAAGGAUUGCACGGUGGCAGAUGCUACUAUCUGAAUAUGAUAUCGAGUACCGUUCCCGGAAGGCAAUUAAAGGCAGUAUUCUUGCUGAUCACUUAGCUCACCAACCACUUGAAGACUAUCGACCUAUCAAGUUUGACUUUCCUGACGAAGAGAUUAUGUAUCUAAAGAUGAAAGAUUGUGACGAGCCACUAUUCGGAGAAGGUCCUGAUCCAGAUUCAGUAUGGGGUUUGAUAUUUGAUGGGGCUGUCAAUGUAUACGGCAACGGCAUAGGGGCAGUACUCCUUACUCCUAAGGGUGCUCACAUCCCUUUCACAGCAAGACUCCGGUUUGACUGCACGAACAACAUCGCUGAAUAUGAAGCCUGCAUCAUGGGUAUUGAAGAAGCCAUUGAUCUAAGAAUCAAGAACAUCGAAAUAUAUGGAGAUUCAGCUCUUGUAAUCAACCAGAUCAAAGGAAAAUGGGAAACUCUUCACGCAGGACUAAUACCUUAUCGAGACUAUGCAAGACGUUUAUUGACCUUCUUCAACAAAGUGGAAUUACAUCAUAUCCCUCGGGAUGAGAAUCAGAUGGCCGAUGCCUUAGCUACUUUGUCUUCAAUGAUCAAGGUGAAUCAUCGCAAUGACGUGCCACUAAUCAGUGUCAAAUUCCUUGAUAGACCCGCUUAUGUGUUUGCCGCUGAAGCAGUUUUCGACGAUAAACCUUGGUUUCAUGAUAUUAAGGUUUUUCUCCAAACUCGAGAGUAUCCUCCUGGAGCAUCCAACAAAGAUAAGAAGACUCUCAGAAGAUUAUCUAGUAAUUUCUUCCUGAAUGGGGAUAUCUUGUACAAAAGAAACUUUGACACAGUCUUGCUCAGAUGUGUAGACAAAUAUGAAGCUGAUUUAUUGAUACAUGAAAUACACGAAGGAUCCUUCGAAAUUCAUCCUAAUGGGCACACAAUGGCUAAAAAGAUAUUGCGAGCAGGCUACUACUGGAUGACAAUGGAAUCAGAUUGCUACAAGCAUACCAGAAAGUGUCACAAGUGUCAGAUAUACGCCGACAAGAUUCAUGUGCCGCCAACUACGCUCAAUUUACUUUCCUCUCCGUGGCCUUUCUCUAUGUGGGGCAUUGACAUGAUCGGAAGGAUUGAGCCCAAAGCUUCAAAUGGACACCGUUUCAUCCUAGUGGCUAUUGACUACUUCACUAAGUGGGUUGAGGCUGCAUCGUACGCUAAUGCGACCAAGCAAGUGGUGGUCAAAUUUAUCAAGAAUCAUAUCAUUUGUCGUUAUGGCAUCCCCAACCGGAUCAUCACCGACAACGGAACAAAUCUAAACAACAAGAUGAUGAAAGAAUUGUGUGAUGAUUUCAAGAUCGAGCACCAUAACUCUUCACCUUACAGACCUCAAAUGAAUGGUGCUGUCGAAGCUGCAAAUAAGAAUAUAAAGAGGAUUGUCCAGAAGAUGGUGGUGACUUACAAAGAUUGGCAUGAAAUGCUUCCCUUUGCAUUACAUGGAUAUCGUACUUCUGUACGCACAUCAACAGGGGCAACUCCUUUCUCCCUGGUAUAUGGCAUGGAGGCAGUACUUCCUGUAGAAGUCGAAAUUCCAUCAUUGAGAGUCCUAAUGGAGGCUGACUUAUCAGAAGCUGAAUGGGUUCAGAAUAGAUACGACCAGUUGAAUCUAAUCGAAGAAAAGCGCAUGACAGCCCUAUGUCACGGACAAUUAUAUCAAAAAAGGAUGAAACAGGCCUUUGACAAGAAAGUUCGUCCCCGUGAGUUUAAAGAAGGUGAUCUUGUGCUCAAAAAGAUUUUCUCUUUCCAACCAGACUCCCGAGGCAAGUGGGCUCCUAAUUAUGAAGGUCCGUAUGUUGUUAAAAAAGCCUUCUCAGGUGGUGCCAUGACUCUACAAACCAUGGACGGUGAAGAACUUCCACGACCUGUGAACACGGAUGCAGUCAAGAAAUACUUUGUCUAAAAA
Molecule: messenger RNA, 4719 nt
Organism: Medicago truncatula (barrel medic)
Lineage: Eukaryota; Viridiplantae; Streptophyta; Magnoliopsida; Fabales; Fabaceae
Exons: 2
Coding region: 1-4716 (1571 amino acids)
Biological process (GO): proteolysis; DNA integration
Molecular function (GO): nucleic acid binding; RNA-DNA hybrid ribonuclease activity; aspartic-type endopeptidase activity
Source: RefSeq, a predicted model, not a curated record